Messenger RNA from Anopheles moucheti, 3076 nucleotides. RefSeq lists its product as uncharacterized. Lineage: Eukaryota; Metazoa; Arthropoda; Insecta; Diptera; Culicidae. The record is from RefSeq and is a predicted model, not a curated record. Bases 79 to 1290 code for a protein of 403 amino acids. The transcript has 2 exons.
ACCGUCCAUCAGAGCGCAGUGCACCGCUUGCCGAUCGAAGCAACCGCCGGAGCAUCUGGUUAGAAUAAGCUGAACAAAAUGAUGCUACAAAUAAGUUGCCAACUGGUCGUGUUCCUGCUCUGCACUAUUCUGCUGACACUUUCAUCCACUGACGCCGGCCCAACGUACGAAUGUGAGCUGCAAAAGCGGGACGAUGAGAAUGUGUGCGUGUUCCGCAAUGUGAUGUACGCCACCAAUAUAACAGGCGUUACGUUCAAGGCGCCGACCGACAAGAUACAGCAUGUCGCCUUCGAGGACAGCACGCUCGAACAUUUGCCCAAGGAACUGCUUUCCGCGUUUCCCGAUCUACGAUCGCUUAGUGUGCCGAACGCCAAUCUCAGCUCGGUCACCAUUCCCGCCAAGCUGGAGCGUCUGUACGCGUCGGACAAUCAAAUCUCGCGCAUUAUCGUGCAUCAGACGCGCGAUAGUACGACCAUGCUGGAGCUAAUGCUCGACUCGAACAACCUGCAGGAUGUGACCAAUCUGACGCGCUUGGCAAAGCUGGAAAUCCUCAAUCUGAGCGGCAAUAAGGACCUCCCGGACGAUGGUACGAUCGAGCUGGGACGGUUCAAGGGUAUGAACGGGUUGCGUCACCUGUUACUUUCCGACGUGGGAGCCUAUUAUUUCGAGAAUGAAAAGGACGUGUCACUGCCGGAGUUGGAACUGCUUGACCUUUCCAACAACAAGCUGCUAACGUCGAACUUGAUCGUGAAAGUGUUUGAACCACUGAAAUCGCUACAGAUUCUGCGACUCGGCCACAACCAGUUGCAGGAUCUGGAUGUGAUGCAGCUGACGAAUGGCAAUCCGCAGCUGAAACAGAUCUACCUCGAGGGCAACCAUUUCAAGUGCGAUCAUCAACGGUUGAUUUUGAACCACCUGCAUAAGGCUGGUGUUGAGACGCCCGUCACCAACAGGCAGGGUCGUUGUAUGUUGAGUUUUGAAAAGCAGGACGAUAUGUGCUGCAUUUCCCAAAUGCCCUGGGCUACGACCGGAACGAGUACACCGAAAGUACCACCGAGACCAUCGGACGAGGAAGGUAACCGUAUGACGGAUAGAACGUCCAUUAGCACUAGCACGGAUACGGUGGUGAUGGUGCAGAGCAAGGAACGGACGACAAGUACUGUGAUUCCACCUGCAACCGUUCCCAAAUCGAACGAAGGCAAGAACGGGGCAGCGAUGGUCACGUUGGGUAACACUAGCUGGUUCGGCGUUCUGUUGGUGACGGCCAUUGCGAAACUAAUUCUAUUCUAAUCUGCCAAACCAGUGGUAGGUUGCUUACCUCAGCAAUGAGUCAUUUCGGAAAAGGCUGUAAACCUCACACACGUAACAUGCAUCGAGGUGUGAGAAAGGACAGCAGCGACCUUUUUGGAUGAAUAUUUGUUGCACCACAGCAUGUUGUGGGCAAUUGGAAAUACGAUUUCCGAGUAAGGAAGUUUUGUUUUUGGAAUGGCAUAAAAUGGGUUAACAAUUUGGAACGCUCUCGACACCGUCUAAUGUGCUUUACAGCACCUCAGUUCUAUUGAUAAACAUGCAAACCACCAACAAUAGUGAUGAGCUUAAAGAAACAACAAAGGAAAAAAAAAUCAUAACACUCUUUCCCCGUAUCAUUAGCUUUUCGUAGAGACGAUCGACAUAAUUCUGAAAACUAAACAACACAUCGUGUGUAUCAUUCGCAAGAUAUCGUAACCCUUAUUAGGCAUGUUAGGGCAAACAUUUAACACACCCAUUCAUUAGCAUUUUGUAGGGGAUGGAAACAGCUUCGUUUGAGGUGCUCUAAUGGGCUCUAAAAUGGUAAUUGCUACAUUUCAAGUGCGAUCACAUCACAUUAGAACAUCAAAGUUAGAAACCGUAGGGCAAUAUGAUUGCCGCAUUGGGAACGUAAAGCAUGAGCAUUGAGUUGGCGAACGAAUUGUUUAUGUUCCGUGUAAAAUUUAAAGCAAGCAGACACUGUUUGGCACUGUAUGAGUAAUAAGCUUAUGAAAAUCAUUCUGUAAACCAUAAAGCCGAGAACGACUACUAGGCAAGACCAUCACAUCUUCCGAUAACCCGUCAUUUAACAUACGUCUGCUCAUCAGACGUAAAUGCCCGCCAUAUGAUAAUGCGAUAAUACCUCCUAAUGUUCGGUUGAAAUAAAAAAAAAACACCAGCAGACAUGCCGACAGUGUAUGAAUAAUGAUAGAAUUUAGAUAUUUAGCAGUAAGUUGAAGGCUACUCACGCAGAAUGCAAACAAUUAACAAGUAUUAAAUAACAUCUCAUUAACAUCUAGUCGUAGAAAUAAUCACAUCGCAUUGCUAUCGGUAAUGGGACAGACGGUUCAACACCGGGCGUGCAGCGUGGAACUGCAAUUUCAUACAACGAUUUAAAGAAAGGAAAAAAGAAACAUGUUUUGUAUAACACUUUGGUACGAAUAGUUUUGUCGCCGUUUCGCAACAGAAGGACGAAAAGGGUUUACAACCGAACUGGUGGUGAUAGUGAGGCCAAGUGCUCUUAGGUGGAAACGACGGAAGGAAGGGGAUGGAGGGGGCAAAAGACAUGUAUGGCAUGUUAAGGGACAAAAACCAGCACUGUCGUGUAUAACACCGGAACCAAAUAAGAAUUUACCCUCUAACAACCCUUGCCAACCCACAAUGCACGAUUGCUUGCUGAUGGCCUUUCCCAAGAAACCGGAUACCGGUUGGCUCACAAACAAAGAAAAACAAAUCCUGUGUAGCUAGAAGCACGCAUUGAACAGCUUUUUUGAUCCACGAUCUCGUUGUGCUAUUCUGCCUCUGCUGUUCGGCUGCUUAAAGGUUCGUCUUUAAACAUACCGCUUCGUAGGUACGCUGUAGUCGCUUACGCUACCGGGGGAAGGUGCUCCAUCGGUCAUCUCUUCCGCCCCGGUGUGCGAUGUUGUGAUUAUUCGUAUUGGUGCUAGCGAGCCGAAUUCGUACCGUAAACUGGCAAACAUUUCUAGUGCCGCUCUAUUUCUGGCAUAUUCACGUAUUCACUGUACUCUCAUGCUUUACCGUGGUAGAAGUAAAUCGUUUUAAAAUCUUA